Messenger RNA from Choloepus didactylus (southern two-toed sloth), 2473 nucleotides. It is a transcript of the gene MRTO4, whose product is annotated as MRT4 homolog, ribosome maturation factor. The record is from RefSeq and is a predicted model, not a curated record. Gene Ontology annotation, biological process: ribosomal large subunit biogenesis; rRNA processing; ribosomal large subunit assembly. Lineage: Eukaryota; Metazoa; Chordata; Mammalia; Pilosa; Megalonychidae. Gene Ontology annotation, molecular function: RNA binding. Gene Ontology annotation, cellular component: nucleolus; preribosome, large subunit precursor. The coding region runs from base 1 to 720 and encodes 239 amino acids. The transcript is spliced from 8 exons.
AUGCCCAAAUCCAAGCGCGACAAGAAAGUUUCUUUAACUAAAACUGCCAAGAAAGGCUUGGAACUGAAACAGAACCUGAUAGAAGAGCUGCGGAAAUGUGUGGACACGUACAAGUACCUUUUCGUCUUCUCUGUGGCCAACAUGAGGAACAGCAAGCUGAAGGACAUCCGGAAUGCCUGGAAGCACAGCCGGAUGUUCUUUGGCAAAAACAAGGUGAUGAUGGUGGCUUUGGGUCGAAGCCCAUCCGAUGAGUAUAAAGACAACCUGCACCAGGUCAGCAAGAAAUUGAGGGGUGAAGUUGGUCUCCUUUUCACCAACCGCACUAAGGAAGAAGUGAAUGAGUGGUUCACAAAAUACACAGAAAUGGACUUCGCCCGAGCUGGUAACAAAGCCACUUUCACAGUGAGCCUGGAUCCUGGGCCGCUGGAGCAGUUCCCCCACUCCAUGGAGCCACAGCUGAGGCAGCUGGGCCUGCCCACCGCCCUCAAGAGAGGUGUGGUGACUCUGCUGUCCGACCACGAGGUGUGCAAGGAGGGGGAUGUGCUGACCCCAGAGCAGGCCCGCGUCCUGAAGCUUCUUGGGUAUGAAAUGGCUGAAUUCAAGGUGACCAUCAAAUACAUGUGGGAUGCACACUCCGGAAGAUUUGAACAGAUGGGAGAGGACUUGCCAGAGAGUGCAUCUGAGUCGGCAGAAGAAUCAGAGGAGGAAGAUGAUGACUGACUGGAAGGCUUGGAACCACGGGCCUCCCCGAAAGUCCAGACUCUCAUCCGCAUUGCACCACGCAGGACUGGUGCCGCCUCCAGAGGGAGCCGCUGUCACCUUUGCUGUGGGUGAAGACAAGGGGGACAAUAAGGACUGACUGUUUCUCUGAAAAAUAAAAACUGCACCUGCAGGGUUUCUCCCUGUAGCAACAAAAGGGGCUUUUCCUUUUACCAAAAAAAAAAAGGGGGCCUUUGGAUUUGUGCCUGUGUCUGGAUUCUCAGGAUGCCCUUUGUGCAGCUCAAGACCCAGCAUCUACUCCCAGCUGCUGGGUGAGUGCCACGGCCAGAGCAACUUGGGAGCUUUGGGGCUGGUGGAAAGCAACUACCAGAGCUGGAGUUUCUCCCCUUAUCCAACUCAGGGGCGGGGGGGGCCCUCAGCUGCCCUUGUCCUCCUUCUGGAUAGCCAGGGCAAGACAGGAGGCUUUAGCUGAGUUGGAAGUGAAGCCAGUGCUGAAGUUCAGAGCCAGGGACAUUUCAAAGAUGUUCUUUCUGCCCACAGGCCCCUCAGAGGUUUUACUCUUCUUGGUGGUGCCUCUAGUGGUAGGUUUUUGCCCAAAUUAUUCCAGUUUUAAAUAUCCAGUAAGGGUAUUUCUGAAUGAGGGAAGACCUACUUCACAUAUAUGGCUCCUUUUUAUUUUCUGUCAUGCAUAGAAGAGUGAGUGCCACCUUAGCCCUCACUGUUGAAAGAUCAGGCUGCAUUCAGGACAGAUGGCUGGGAAGACCCUCACAAGGCAGUGUGCCCCCAACAUCUCCCAUUGCUUCUGCCCUUUGGAGACUUCAGUCCACACUUCUGCCCCCUUUUCCCAAGCCCUUAGAAAGGACAGGAACAGGCAGCACAGGAAACACAUUCACCAGGUUCUCUCCAGGCCUGGGCUGCAGCCAGGCAUGGAGCCUGCUUUAUUCAGACAACAAAUGCCCAAGGAGAGCUUAGCUGCAGGCUUUCCACAUCAUAAAGGCAACAGGGAGUACUGCAAAAAUAUAGAAAGAUAACUUGCCCACUGGAUGAUGAGGAAAGAACUCGCUAGAGCAGCUUUAGGCAAAAAUUGCCCAGGGUGAGAAUAAAGAGGUGAUGGAGGGUGCCCUCUGCCACCUAAGUCAGGUCUAGGCCUUGUGGGAAUAUCUGACAUUCAUGGGCAGCCAAAUGCCAGGCUUGAUCAAAGGAAGGCCCCAUGACAGCAAGCUCCAGGGGCUCUUCCUCAGUUUCCCCAAAGUUCUAGUCCAGCUGCUCCAAGUUGAACAUGCCCGGUGAACCAUAUUGCCAUGGACCACAUGCCCUAUAAGAAGGGACAGCCAGACUUCAACACUUUUGUGUGCCUGCAGCUCCUGGUUCUUUAUGCCUUCUAUUCCAAAAAGAAUUCAAAUUGCUGCUACUACAGUUUCAGCAGACCCAACUGGAGAGCCACUCAUUCCUGCCACUCAGCAGCUAGAUAAAAUUGAGUUAGUUACUUGACUGACCCCUCUAAGCCUCAAACUUCCCCUCCUUUGCAGGCAGUUUGGGGAAUUACAAAUUUUUUAACAUACAUACUUUGCACCUGGCCUACCACGUAGCAGGUGAUCAGUAAAGGGCAAUCAUUUUCUAAUGCCCAAGCUGGAGGAAAGUGUUAGGGGAAGAGGACAGCAGGAAUAAAGGGAAACUAAACUGUACAUGGGAGAUGGACUGCAGAAUGGGCAGCAAGAGGAAGACUGAAUGCUAAAGGAAAAUAAAAUAUACC